AAAAAAAAAAAAAAAAACAGCUAGGCAGGCAAAGCCAGUCAGCAUCUUAGGCAGCGUAAAACGCGAGAGCGGCGAAUGGGUUUUAUCACGGUAUCGUCUUUGGUAUUCUCCGGCACGGGCGCUCUAUGCAACAGGGAGAGCCGAGGACAUGCUCGCGAAGGGCUUUAAUUUGGGCUCGGGAAGCUGAAGCACACUGCAGCCCGAGCUCGUAGCGGGUUAUUUUUUAUUUUUUUUCACCGGUGUGGGGGGGAUAAGCCAUCUGUGAUACACCAACCGGUGAUUCCGUCGACUGCUAGCUCGCCUUAACCUAGCUAGCUAGCCCUCCUUCUCGAGAGUCCCGUUAGCUUGCGGCGGAAGGCAGCAUCUCGGUCGGAGCAGGGCACGGUGUCUUGUGGACGCUUUGCCUCGAGCACGACCACCUCCCCCGCCAGCUAGGCGCUCCCCCCCACCCCUCUUCUCCCCGAGGCCAUGCUAAAAGGGGCGCUUUUCUUCAAGCGAGCGAGGAAAUCUCCACGCCCUGGGGUCUCGUCUGUGGCUACGGCUUAGCCAGCCCACCAGGAGCGGAGCUCGGGAGAAGGUGGGGCCGUCGACUUGACAACCGGGGGGUCGCCAGCUAAAUGCGGCUAGCCGGCUAAAUUCAGCUUCAGCAGCCUUUUUUAUCAUUUUACCCACUUUCUCCAGGAGGGUUUGAGUUAGCGGCUGCGUGUACCCUAACUUAACAAAGAAAUUAAGCUGACAUUCGCCUACUUCCACGAACCCCCCGUGGGUGGGACUUUCUUCUGGAGAGCAUCCCCGUCUGCCUAGAUGACCAUGGCGGACGACGACGUGCUGUUCGAGGACGUGUACGAGCUGUGCGAGGUGAUCGGCAAGGGGCCCUUCAGCGUGGUGCGGCGCUGCAUCAACAGGGACACGGGCCAGCAGUUCGCCGUUAAGAUCGUGGACGUGGCCAGCUUCACGUCCAGCCCGGGCCUCAGCACGGAAGAUCUGAAGCGCGAGGCCAGCAUCUGCCACAUGCUCAAACACCCCCACAUCGUGGAGCUGCUGGAGACCUACAGCUCCGACGGCAUGCUCUACAUGGUCUUUGAAUUCAUGGAUGGCGCAGACCUCUGUUUCGAGAUCGUGAAGCGAGCCGACGCGGGUUUCGUCUACAGUGAAGCUGUGGCCAGCCACUACAUGCGGCAGAUAUUGGAGGCUCUCAGAUACUGCCAUGACAACAACGUGAUUCAUCGAGAUGUAAAGCCUCAUUGUGUGCUUUUGGCUUCAAAAGAGAACUCGGCUCCAGUGAAGCUGGGAGGAUUUGGAGUUGCAAUACAGCUGGGAGAGUCUGGUUUAGUAGCUGGAGGCCGCGUCGGGACGCCCCACUUCAUGGCCCCGGAGGUGGUGAAGAGGGAGCCGUACGGUAAACCCGUGGACGUGUGGGGGUGCGGAGUCAUCCUCUUCAUCCUGCUCUCCGGCUGCCUGCCGUUCUACGGCACCAAGGAGCGCCUGUUUGAGGCCAUCAUUAAGGGCAAAUAUAAGAUGAACCCUCGGCAGUGGGCUCACAUCUCGGAGAGCGCCAAGGACCUGGUGAGGCGCAUGCUGAUGCUGGACCCCGCGGAGAGAAUCACCGUGUACGAGGCCCUCAACCACCCCUGGCUGAAGGAGAGGGACAGGUACGCCUACAAGAUCCACCUGCCGGAGACGGUGGAGCAGCUGAGGAAGUUCAACGCCAGGAGGAAGCUGAAGGGUGCAGUGCUGGCUGCUGUUUCCAGCCACAAGUUUAACUCCUACUACGGGGACCCCCCCGAGGAGCUGCACGACUUCUCAGAGGACCCCACCUCCUCAGGACUGCUAGCUGCUGAAACAGGGGCAGUGUCGCAGGUUUUGGACAGUCUAGAGGAGAUUCACGCGCUGACGGACUGCAGUGAGAAGGACAUGGACUUCCUGCACAGCGUCUUCCAGGAUCAGCACCUGCACACCCUGUUAGAUCUUUAUGACAAAAUCAACACCAGGUCUUCCCCUCAGAUUAGAAAUCCUCCAAGCGACGGUGUGCAGAGAGCCAAAGAGGUUCUGGAAACCAUCGCCUGCUACCCAGAGAACAUGGAGGCCAAGGAGCUCAGGAGGAUCCUCACACAGCCACACUUCAUGGCUCUACUGCAGACCCACGAUGUGGUGGCCCACGAGGUUUACAGCGACGAGGCCCUGAGGGUCACACCGCCACCGACUUCACCUUAUUUGAACGGAGACUCCCCAGACAGCACCAACGGGGACAUGGACCUGGAGAACGUGACCAGGGUGCGGCUGGUCCAGUUCCAGAAAAACACAGACGAGCCAAUGGGCAUUACUCUCAAAAUGAACGACCUCAACCACUGUAUUGUGGCCCGAAUCAUGCACGGGGGAAUGAUCCACCGACAAGGGACGCUGCACGUCGGAGACGAGAUCCGAGAGAUCAACGGCAUCAGUGUAGCUAAUCAGACGGUAGAGCAGCUUCAGAAGAUGCUGAGGGAAAUGAGAGGCAGCAUCACUUUUAAGAUUGUACCCAGUUACCGCUCCCAGUCCAUGUCAUGUGAGAAAGAGUCGCCAGAUUUGUCCUGCCAGUCGCCUGCAAAUGGCCACGCUAGCGUCACCAGCUCCAUCCUGGACCUGCCUUCGACGAUUCAGCCCAAAGGCCGCCAGAUCUCCAGACCUGCCUUCAAGGACAAAUUGUCCAUCAAGAUUUAUGUACGCGCUCAGUUUGAGUAUGACCCGGCGAAAGACGACCUCAUCCCGUGCAAGGAGGCGGGGAUUCGUUUCCGUGUCGGCGACAUCAUCCAGAUCAUCUCCAAGGACGACCACAACUGGUGGCAGGGGAAGCUGGAGAACACCAAGAACGGCACGGCGGGCCUCAUCCCCUCCCCGGAGCUGCAGGAGUGGCGCGUGGCAUGUAUAGCAAUGGAGAAGACCAAGCAGGAGCAGCAGGCCAGCUGUACCUGGUUUGGCAAGAAGAAGAAGCAGUACAAAGACAAAUACCUGGCCAAGCACAACGCAGUGUUUGAUCAACUAGACCUGGUGACGUACGAGGAGGUCGUCAAGCUGCCGUCAUUCAAGAGGAAAACACUUGUUUUGCUUGGUGCUCAUGGAGUGGGAAGGCGGCACAUCAAGAACACUCUCAUUGCCAAACACCCGGACCGCUUCGCCUAUCCCAUUCCUCACACCACCCGGCCUCCCAAGAAGGACGAGGAGAACGGAAAGAACUACUACUUUGUGUCUCACGACCAGAUGAUGCAAGACAUCAGCAACAAUGAUUACCUGGAAUACGGCAGCCACGAGGACGCCAUGUAUGGAACCAGGCUGGAGACCAUCAGGCAAAUCCAUGCUCAGGGCAUGAUCGCCAUCCUGGACGUGGAGCCGCAGGCUCUAAAGAUCCUGAGGACAGCAGAGUUUGCUCCCUAUGUCGUCUUCAUCGCAGCUCCCAUCAUCACCCCAGGCAUGACUGAGAUCCCAAAGUGGUGCAGGAAGCUGCCUGACGACUCCCUCCAGCGGCUCCAGAAGGAGUCGGAGAUGCUGCAGCGAACCUACGCUCACUACUUCGACCAGACCGUCAUCAACAACGAGAUCGACGACACCAUCCGCCUGCUGGAGGAGGCCGUGGACCUGGUGUCCAGCACCGCCCAGUGGGUCCCCGUCUCCUGGGUCUACUGACAAACGUCCCCCCGUCGGCAGUCCAGCAGCGAGCCUGAACUCUGCCGCUUCCUCGACUCGCGUCUCUCAUUAGUCUCGUUCCUGUAGAUAAAACUGACGUUUCAAAACGGGGGAAAACGAAGAACAGUGACUGCACACUUCAUCCUGCUCAAUAGCCUAAAAGGCUCAUUGACCUGUACCUGUACAUAGGUGUAUAUAGAAAUGAUAAACUACAUGAUUAUGGUUCUGUCCUCAUAGACGAAGGUGGGGAGUGGUGGAGCGGUGUAGUAGAUAUUUUGUAAUUUUCUUUUGUAAUCGAUGGACGGAUGAAAGCGUUGGAAAGGCAAUAGCAAAGCAUGACCAUAAACAGUCCUAUGGGGUUGCCUGUGUGUGUGUGUGUGUUGGCGUGUGUGUGUGUGUGUGUGUGUGUUGGCCUUUUAAAGGCACUUCUUGUGGUACUGUGUUCUCUGACAUCACCCCAGAUCCCCUCGGCGCCUGUGACAAACAAGCCGAUCUUUGAAGCACAUCAGAAGCUGCUACUGUGGCGACAAGUCGACUCCCUGAGCUCUGGGUGCAGGUUUGAUUGAAGGAAAAAGCACUGCAAACAGUUACUUUGCUGCCCCCCCCCCUCCUCCCUCACCAUCUAUUUAUUUCACUGACCCUCUGUGCCUUUCAGCUUGUUGAAGGAGCACACUGCAUCUCUCUGCCGCCGUUUCUUCAUGCCUCCCCCUCGCAACCCGCCCGACGGUCUCUUGUUUACAUCUCGGUUUGCACAAAAUGGACAAUGAAGAGAGAAAACCGUCCGUUAUACCACCUUCGCUUUGAUUUCGCCCGGCCCUCUCUCCCCCCCCCCCCCCCCCGCAACGCAAUCAUGAAGGGACUGAAAACGCCGUCGUUUAGGCACAAUCAGCAGAGGAAAAAAAAGCACCAACGUUAACUUCUAACUAAACUGGGCUCCAAAACUAGAAGAUGACCCAAAACCAAAAGGAGAAAACUGCCUUAUCAGAGCCUGGAGGGGAGGGAGGGAGUGGGGAGGGACGUUCUUACCACCUAUGCACACCCCUGGUUUCUGCCAGGCAGACUGCCACGAUGACUUUCUUCUAGCCCAACAGCGAGCCAUGCUAGUUACAACAAGGUCUAAGUGAAAGAGUAGAGCUUCAAACCCUAAAGCCACUGAUUCAGAACUGUUACCUGUCGUCUUAAAAAAAAAAAAAAAGAAGAAAAAAAAA
Fundulus heteroclitus (mummichog) is the source of this 4868-nucleotide messenger RNA. Its product is annotated as peripheral plasma membrane protein CASK. The transcript is spliced from 29 exons. The record is from RefSeq and is a predicted model, not a curated record. The coding region runs from base 805 to 3660 and encodes 951 amino acids. Gene Ontology annotation, molecular function: protein kinase activity; signaling receptor binding; ATP binding. Gene Ontology annotation, cellular component: plasma membrane; basolateral plasma membrane; cell-cell junction. Gene Ontology annotation, biological process: regulation of neurotransmitter secretion; protein phosphorylation. NCBI's taxonomy places the organism in Eukaryota, Metazoa, Chordata, Actinopteri, Cyprinodontiformes, Fundulidae.